This is a messenger RNA of Peromyscus maniculatus bairdii (prairie deer mouse), 420 nucleotides long. The record is from RefSeq and is a predicted model, not a curated record. NCBI's taxonomy places the organism in Eukaryota, Metazoa, Chordata, Mammalia, Rodentia, Cricetidae.
GUCCUCUGAUGUUUCAGCUGCCACCCAGCUCAUCUCAGCAAAGCCUUCUUGCUUCUCAGAACGGUGAACAAAUUUAGCAAGCACGGCUCUCCGCCAGAUCGCCACCAUCAUGGACACGAGUCGCGUGCAACCCAUCAAGCUGGCUAGGGUAACCAAAGUGCUGGGCAGGACCGGCUCGCAGGGACAGUGCUCACAGGGACAGUGCACGCAGGUGUGCGUGGAAUUUAUGGAUGACACCAGCCGCUCUAUCAUCCGAAACGUCAAAGGCCCCAUUCGAGAGGGUGAUGUGCUCACCCUACUGGAGUCAGAAAGAGAGGCUCGGAGGUGCGCUGACCUUGCUGCUGGGUCCUGGAUAUCCACCACUUGGCCCGUGAUGACCUGCAACUAUUAAAUAAAGCAUUUGUAUUGUUUUAAAAAAAA